This is a messenger RNA of Magallana angulata, 2662 nucleotides long. RefSeq names its product xaa-Pro aminopeptidase 1-like. Gene Ontology annotation, molecular function: metalloaminopeptidase activity. NCBI's taxonomy places the organism in Eukaryota, Metazoa, Mollusca, Bivalvia, Ostreida, Ostreidae. The record is from RefSeq and is a predicted model, not a curated record. Bases 155 to 2350 code for a protein of 731 amino acids. The transcript is spliced from 22 exons.
UAUCACGGCCGCACUUGCACUGUUUACGGCGUAUCAAAUUAUAGGUAAACAACGCACGCCUAUCUGGAAGAAGAGCAGCAGAAAUUGGAGGGAAUUACCGCGACCCAGAUAGUGGGCCUUUCGAUAAGACAGAACGAAUUAAACUGACCCAAGGAUGGGGAGAUCUAUUUUGUUUUGGAUUUUGGUUUUGGGAGCAGAGUUUCUCCUUGCAGAGGGACUACAGAGACUUGCAGAUGAGCACCAACACCAAAGAGCCAGACGGUCAGUCUCACCGAACCGGAGGGCAGAGAUCAGAAACAUGUCACCCACUGACAGACCGUCCUGUCCCGAGGGUCAGACUGUCCCCCAAACUCGUGUCAAUACCGCAGAGAGGCUGGUCAAGUUGAGGACUGAGAUGAUUUCGGCGGGAAUACACGCCUAUAUCAUUCCCUCCGAGGACGCCCACCAGAGUGAAUACCCAUCGGACUAUGAUCUCAGGAGGAAGUAUAUAUCCGGUCUCUCUGGGUCAUAUGGCCUUGCUGUUGUGACACGUGAUCAGGCGGCGGUAUGGACGGACGGACGGUAUUUCCUGCAAGCAGAGAACGAGCUGGACUGUAACUGGAUACUGAUGAAAAUGGGAGAAUCGGGCGUACCGUCCUCGACAGAAUGGAUGAUAUCUGUAUUGGCGUCAACUACAAACGCAAAGGUCGGGGCCUAUCCAUUCCUGAUCAACAGCGGCAACUGGAUAAGCUACGACACCGCCCUGUCCAAGGAGAGGAUCACUAUGACCCCUACCUCUGAAGACCUCGUGGGUAAGAUUUGGACCACUGGUCGCCCCCAGGAACCUAAUUCUCCAAUCAACGCCCUUCCUAUGAAAUUUGCAGGGCGAAGCUGGCAGGAUAAGAUAGGAGACAUGCAUAACGCGAUGGAGGAGAAAGACGUAGACGCGAUGAUAGUCACAGGCCUUGAUGAAACGGCAUGGCUGUUGAAUUUACGAGCAGCAGAUAUCGCCUACAACCCGUUUUUCCUGUCUUACAUAAUUGUAGAAAAACAAGGGAAUGCCACAACGCUGUACAUAAAGAACGCCGCCACUAAGCUGACCCAGAACCAGACUGACACGGAGACAACGGAGAAGUUAUACCAACACCUGAACACGGGGACAGACGGGGACUGUACAGGGAAAACAGACCUGUGUGUGACGGUUUUGGAGUAUGACCCUGUUGCUGUGCAGGAAAAAGUUCGUACUGUAGCGAACAGCGACGCUACACAGAUGGUGAUGGUGUCUUUCUCCUGUAACCACGCCCUGUCCUCCGUUAUACCAGAGGCCAAGCGACUGCGUGAAAACACUCCUGUAGCUAUAGCAAAAGCCAAGAAAAACGAAGUGGAGAGAAACGGGAUGAGGAAUUCUCAUAAGAGAGACGCAGUAGCCCUAAUCACAUUUAUGGCUGAGCUAGAGAAAAAGGUGAAGUCUAAUGUUUAUAUGACGGAAGUGUCGGCGGCUUUGGACCUAAAAAAAGAAAGAAUGAAAGGGUUAUACAACAGAGGACUGAGCUUUAACUCUAUCUCGGCGGUCGGUUCUAACGGCGCCAUCAUUCACUACUCACCCAGCAAUCUGACAGACAAACAAAUUACCACGUCUGAAAUGUAUCUACUGGACUCCGGUGGACAGUACUUAGAUGGUACCACAGAUGUAACUCGGACUUUUCACUUCGGAACACCCUCUAAAUACGAAAAAGAAUGUUACACCCGAGUAUUGAUGGGACAAGUUGAUCUAGCGAGGUUUAAAUUUGCCAAAACAAAGUUUGGUCCGUAUGGUCGGGAGAUAGACGCGAUCGCCCGCCGCCCUCUGUGGGAGGUCGGGCUUCAGUACCGUCACGGUACAGGGCACGGCAUUGGAAUGUUUCUGAGUGUCCAUGAGGGUCCAGGGAGAAUUUCUUUGUCCCAUGCACCGUUUGAGAGUGAUUCUCCGUUAGAUGAUGGGCAGUUUUUCUCUGAUGAACCUGGAUAUUAUGAAGAUGAACAGUUUGGAAUCAGAUUAGAAAACAUUUUUAUGGUCAAGGAAGUAGAAACAACGUACAAAUUCCCAAACACAACUUUCCUUGGAUUUGAAACAGUUACACUGGUGCCGUACGAGCACAGUCUUAUCAAUUAUGAUCUUUUGUCCCAAAGCCAGGUGGAUUGGAUCAAUGCCUAUCAUAAACGAAUAAUGGACACUAUAGGCGAAGAACUCCGUGUCAAUAAACCGGAAGCAUAUAAUUGGGUGGCUGCUAGAACAAGACCCAUAACUCGUACUGUCAGUUCUUCCACAGUUACAUACCCUUCAUUUGCACUUUUAUCUACAAUACUUAUCUCCCUCUACGUGUGGGUUUAAUGAAUCUCGAAUUUAUUCUGAAAGUCUUGCUGUGUACAGAUUAUUUACUUGCCAUAUUUACAAUGUACAGUCAUUUACUUUUAAAACAUACUGUAUAUAUAUCAUUUCGUCGUAUAGAAAUAUAUACAAUAAUGGCAAUUUACAAUAUUCUUUAUUAGUUUUUAUCUCAUUUUAUUACCUCAUGUGAAUGUAAUUUGAUUAAAUAAUGUUUCAUAUAGCAAUACACUGUAUAUAAGAAUAGAAUAAAAUACAAAGUUAAUUAAGAUGACAAUAAGAUUAGUCCUGGGUUAUAUUGUACUGAAACUCAGCAGU